AGUGUUGUUUGCCCUAAUGGACUAAUUGCUAACUUGUAUGGCCCUGUAGCAGGAAAACAUCAUGAUGCCUUUAUGCUCCAUGAAAGUAAUUUACUGCAGAAGCUAGAAGAGAAAUUUAGACCACCCCACGUAUUUGCCUUGUAUGGGGAUCCAGCUUACCCUCUCCGCAUGCAUAUACUUGCACCAUACAGAGGAGUAGUAGUUACAAGAGACCAGCAAUUGUUCAACAAGAGAAUGAGUAAAGUGCGUGUGUCAGUCGAAUGGGCAUUUGGCAAAGUGGUGCAAUACUUUGCAUUUCUUGAUUUUAGGAAGAAUCUUAAAGUGCUUCUACAGCCAAUUGGAAAGUACUAUGCUGUUGGUGUAAUUCUAGCCAACUGUCAUACUUGUCUUUAUGGCAGUACAACAUCAAGCUUUUUUAAUCUCCCUCCCCCUGAUCUUCAGACAUAUUUACAUAACUAG
This is a messenger RNA of Paramuricea clavata, 459 nucleotides long. Lineage: Eukaryota; Metazoa; Cnidaria; Anthozoa; Malacalcyonacea; Plexauridae. The record is from the annotation of a GenBank genome assembly.